Molecule: messenger RNA, 3324 nt
Organism: Xenopus tropicalis (tropical clawed frog)
Lineage: Eukaryota; Metazoa; Chordata; Amphibia; Anura; Pipidae
Product: hemicentin-1-like
Exons: 11
Coding region: 104-3088 (994 amino acids)
Source: RefSeq, a predicted model, not a curated record
UAUCUGACUGCGGCCAGUUAUUUCUACUGAAACUAAAACUAAAAUUGCUGAGCUGCGUGGGGCGACUUGUGCUCCAUUACUUGGAAGACAAAGCAGGAUAAACAUGGGGCCACUGAUUGUUCAGGAGGAAUUGGGUACCAGCUGGGCCCCCCCCAAACUCAUCUGCUUUCUACUCAUUUAUCUCUCACUGCCGGGAACUGGUUCUUUAAGGAUAGAAAUGGGGGCGGAGCCUGUGAAAUCCCUGAGGAAUGAAGAAGCGUUUAUCCCGUGCUCUGUAACCGACUGGGGCCCCGGAGACAUUAGUCCCCCCAAACUGACAGUUAAAUGGACCCAGAAAACCUUCGAUGGAAGGGAAGGGCAAGUGUAUCUGUAUCUGUCUGGGAAUCACACCCCCACCCGGCCCGGAUCCUACAUAUCAACCAGUGACCUUAUAACCGGCAAUGUGGGGCUUCACUUACCCCGGGUUCAGUUCACAGAUGAAGGAGAAUAUACCUGCACUGUCAUUUAUACCCCUAAUAAAGCCGUGGGGCACUCUGUCCUGCAGGUGUCAGCUCCCCCAGCCCCCAGGCUGACACCGACUGAUAUCACAAUGGAGCCCGGAACAGAGGCGACAGUUACGUGUGAGGCCGAUGAGUUUUAUCCCAAAGACAUAACUUUCCAGUGGAUCAAAUAUCAACGAGGUUCUGGGAAUGUUCCGUUACAAAAAGGAGUCUCCUACACUCUCCCAAUAGAUAAUGAAGAUGGAACCUUCAGUCAAAGUAGUUUUCUGCGGAUAAAUCCGACACUAGAAGAUAAUGGGAACGUCUAUUCCUGUAAUGUGUCCCACAGAUCCAUGGGAACUGAUCUGCAGCUCAAUCUCACUCUCUCCGUCACAGAGCCAGAUACCCCAAAAAGCCAAAUUAUUAUAGCUGUGGUUGGAGCGGCCAUUGCAGUCGCACUUGCGGCUCUGAUCAUUUAUCUCUACAUUAUGUUCUGGCGGAAAGAACCCCCCAAACUCUCUCCCAUUACCGGAGCGGAACAUUUGGUGCAUAUGAACGAGGCGACUCUCUCCUGCCAGAUCUCUGAGUUCCGACCCAAACCCAUCAGAAUUACAUUGUGUUUGCAAAGAAAUGGGGGAGAAGUGAUGGAAAUUUACUCCUGGGAUUCUGAGGCCCAAACUGGUUCCGCUGCCCCAGUGGCGCAUCCCAGAGAUGAGCAGCGUGUGGUUAUUGCGCCAGAGAGAGAGGGGUUAAUGGGAAAUGGGAAUGUGCAAUAUCUGCCCCCGGCACAGAGGGCGCUGCGAGUGGAAAUGGUUCCUGUAAUAACAACAAGUAAAUCUCGUAUUUCCAACUGUCAGUGCACAAUCCGUAUAACCCCCGACAUAGAGGAAGAUGAUGGGGCAGAACUGACUGUGAGGGUCACUCACUCUGCCCUGAGGGGCCCCAUCUCUGUGUCCUGUCGGCUGGAGGUCAGGGGAGUCAACCCAAAGAUAUCCAAAAUCGUAUCCCCGCUCCGUAUCCUCCAGGGGGAAUCCCUGACCCUGACCUGCCCCAUCUAUGGGUUCAAGCCAAAGCCGCUCUCUGUUACUUGGCUGAAAGUGGAUCCACUGGGUCAGGAAACAGAACUUCUGUGCUGGGAUAAAGGUACAUCCACCAUCUGUGACCCAAGAUAUUUACAUGAGCUGGCAGAAUAUGAAAAACAAGAGGGAGAAGAAGAAGAUCAUCUCAACUACUUCCUAAGCAACGUGACCCUGAAGCCCACAGUCAGGGGGGAUCACGGGGCUCAGUACGUCUGUAGGACUCACCAUUACGCCACAGAACAUACAGCCGAGAAACGUAUGGAAAUGCAGGUUUUAGCUCUCCCAGAGUUGGAUCCCAUACAGACAUCAUCAGAGGUUCUAUCUGUGGGCAAAGAGACCACGUUAUCCUGCAGAAUCCAUUCCUUCCACCCAAAACUCCUGGGAGUUCGCUGGUAUAAGGGGGAUGAGCUCUUGGCAUCAAGCACUGAUCAAGCCCACCGGGGCGACAGUCACCUGUUAGACUGUACCAGCCGUGCCACAUACAGACCCAGUGUGAGGGACAUUGGGAAGAGCUUCCGGUGUGAGGUCUCUCAUGAGAGUCUCCAACAUCCUAAAUGUGUUUCCUGGGAACUGAAACAUCUGGUCUCUAAACCACUGAUAAGUGAAAUAGAGUGUGAGCCUGAGGCCCCUGAGUGCGACCAACCUGUCACAUUAUCCUGUACUGCCCGGGAUUUCUACCCUGCAACCUGCUCAGUCCGUUGGUACCAGGGUCGGAAAACCAUCUCUCCUGCAAACGAUACAGAACCUGCCCAGCAGGACCCCGAGUCCGGACUGUUCGUUAAAACAACAGAAAUGAUAUUUACUCCUACUAUUAACCAACAUGGGGCAGAAUACCACGUGGAGAUCACGCAUUCCAUGGAGAUGACCAUAAGGACAUAUCAUUUAAAGCUAAAAGGGUUCCCAGAUAUCAAAGACAUCACUUGCAAUACAAAUCCCCCAAUAUACGGGAAACCACUAACACUAAGCUGUGAGGUGAUUGGCUGUGAUAUUUGUGAUGUCACAGCAGAAUGGCGAGUAAGUGGGGAACCAAUUGAGAGAGAAAUGAGAAACACUGAAAUAAACCAGAAUUCUGUCUCUUUCAUCCUCACACUAACACCUACAGCAGAGCAUUGUGGGAAAGUUGUCAGCUGUUGGGUAAAGCGAAAAGAUCUGCAACAUCCGCUGAAAAAAAAUUAUCUUCUAAAAUUACCAGAUGUGCCCCCGACCCUAUCAGAGAUCACGGCGUUCCCAAAAGAUCCACCAAUUAACAAAGUAGCCGACUUUACAAUAACCAUCUCUGGUUUCUCCGAGAGGAAAGUGGAGGUGAAAUGGUUCAAGUCUGGGGAGCCGCUCACAGAGCAGGUUGUGACUUCAGAGCCGCGAGUCGGAGAGGACGGACUUUAUUCCUGUAACAGCUCAGUGAGAUUCCCACCAACCGGCAACGAGCUCAUUCAAUGUGAAGUGGUGACCAACAAGGGAAAAUACACCAAACAGUUUCAGUGUAAAUCAAGACGAUUUGCCCGACUUUCACUGGAACCUUCAACACUUUAAAUAAACAAGAGGCGCCUAUAAGGUUUAAAGGGAAACUAACUGCCCCUGAAGUAGGAUCGAGGGAAACGUGACCUCCAUAAAGGUAUAUGCACUGAGUUACCCAGGCGCUAUGGCUCCCCAUUGCUUACAAAGGCUGGGCAGUGCCAACUCCCCAUGGAGGGACCAGAUGCGCAGACACUGAAGCCUGAAGCUGAAUGUAUUUGUUACUUGUACUUUCAUUUUUACCCUUUGUUACU